AUGGCGGUUGAAGCUCGGCAUCUCAAUCUAUUUCCUCCUCAAAUUAUCAGCAACAGAGAUAUGGUGAUGAACGGCGUCGAAGGUAACGGAAACGUGUUCGGUGCUCCGUCGGGCUACGGAGCGGUUGCUCCACUGUCGGGGACGGCGGCGGGAUUGGAGACUGUCGUUCCGAUCUACGGCUUGGCGGUGUCCGGCGGCGCUUUUACGGUGAAAACACAGGCGGUGAAAUCCGACAGCGGUCUGACCAGUGUUCCGGUCUCGAGAAAGCGGCCGAGGGAGGCGAUUGGCACACUGCUGUCGUCGUUCCCGGGCGGCGCCUUUCAGAACCAGAGCGUGAUUAACCGUUGCAGUGGUUUUACCUUCCUCGGAGAGGAUAUCUCGUUUCAGAUCCAACAGCAGCAAUUGGAAAUCGAUCGGUUUAUCGCACACCACACUGCGAAGGUGAGGAUGGAAGUCGAAGAGCGGCGGAAGAGGUAUGCGCAGCGGAUCGCGGCGGCGGCGGAGGAGACCGUUCUGAAGCGACUGAAAGCCAAGGAGGCGGAAAUCGAGAAAAUCGGAAAGCUCAAUCACGCGCUCGAGGAGCGGGUCAAAUCC
Molecule: messenger RNA, 594 nt
Organism: Striga asiatica
Lineage: Eukaryota; Viridiplantae; Streptophyta; Magnoliopsida; Lamiales; Orobanchaceae
Source: the annotation of a GenBank genome assembly